UCUUUUUGUAGUACAUCUCAUGGUCUACGUCACCUCCUGUCGACACGUCUUGCUAUUGCUAUUUCCGUGUUGCUGUGCUAAUCAUAUCGAUCGAUGAGGAAAGGUGUAAUCUAUUCCAGUUACUGGAACAACGUACGUGCUGAACAUUUCCACCGAGCUGGCGAGGUGAGACGCCAUACAACUCACAUACAUUGACUCGACGACGUCAGUGAAGAACAUCUUCCUCCCGAGCAGCAGGAGUGGACCUCCAACAUGAAGCAGGAGAAGCUACAGCCCCCUCAGAUUAAAGAGGAAGAAGAGGAGCCACAGAACCCCUACUUUGAAGAGGUGGAGCCACAGUCCCCCCAUAUUAAAGAAGAAGAGGAUGAACCAUGGCCCCCCCAUACCAAAAAGGAAGAGGAGGAACCCAGCAUCAGUCAGGAGGGAGAGCAUAGGUUGUGGGAGUUCCGGGUGAUUGGUGACAUUGUGAAGAGUGAGGGUGAUGAGAUCAAAGUUGAAAGUGAGAAGAGAGAGGUGGAGCCUUCAAGCAGCAGCUCAACUCGACACAUAACAGAAGCUCAUGGAGACCACUGUGGUGGAUCACAAGCAGAUAACCUCUUAAUUCCACUAUCAGAGAGUGAGGACACAACAUCACACUCUUUUGACACCGAUGAUGAAGACUAUCAAGCUGGUAUGACACGUGACACUGACAACACACAUUUUAAAUGCUCUCAUUGUGACAAAACUUUUAAAUAUCAUAGCCUACUGAAAACACACAUGAUAAUACACACUGGAGAGAAACCAUACAUGUGCUCAGUUUGUGGUAAAAGUUUUCCCCAGAAGGCAAGUUUGACCAAACACAUGAAAAUACACACGGGAGAAAAACCUUUUUCAUGUUCAAGCUGCAAUGAAAGCUUUUGUGACAGAACAAAUCUUGGAAGGCACAUGAGAAUACACACUGGUGAAAGACCAUUCAUAUGCACUGUGUGUGGUAAAGGUUUCACUCAUCAAGGAAAUUUGACACAGCACACAAGAAUCCACACAAGAGAUAAACAGUUUACCUGUUCAGUGUGUGGUAUAGGUUUUGUACAACAAUCCCAUCUGACAAAACACAUGGCAAUACACACCGGAGAAAAACCAUUCAUAUGCUCAGUUUGCAGUAGAAGUUUUGCUCAGAAAGGAUCUUUAACAAAACACAUGAGAAUACACACUGGAGAGAAACCUUUUUCAUGUUCCAGCUGCGACAAAAGCUUUUCUGACAGAUCAAGUUUUGUAAGACACACAAUAACACACACUGGCGAGAAACCCUUCAUGUGCUCAAUUUGUGGUAAAAGAUUCUAUUACAAAGGAAAUUUGACAACACACUUUAAAAUACACACUAUAGAGAAACGGUGUGUAAAACCUUUGAGAACGCACUCUGGUGACAGACCAUUUGUGUGCUCAGUUUGUGGUAAAAGUUUCACUCAGAAAGGAAAUUUGAAAACGCACACUAAAAUACACACUCAAUAGAAAAUGCUUACCUGUUCUCUGUGUGGUGAAGGUUUUGAACAAAAAGUAAAAUUUAAAAAACACAUGAGAACACACAGUGAGAGAAUGUGUUGAGUUGCAGUGUGUGUUAAAGAUUCUCUGAUACGUGCCAGGGUAAAAGUCAGUAGUGUGCUGAGGUAUAUUCCAGAAAGCAGGUUAAGUAAAACCUCUGAGAUGAGGGAAAUUGAGGGUUUUUUAUUCGAAAAAAGAGAGGUUAGUCAAUGUCAGUUACCAUGGUAAUGAACUCUACCUUACCUGUUCACUGGCAGGUUUCCUUGAACAAACCCUGUUUUUUAUGGUUCCUCCCUCCUGAUGAACAUGAAGCAAACAAUCAGAAAUAGUUCAAACAAAUAAUUACUGACAGUUUAUGUAGGUAGAGGAUUUUCAGGCCAUGGCUAGUUAUAUAUACUUUCGUUGUAUACAAAUAUCUUAUUAGCCAAUUAAAAAAAUAUACUGGAUUUUAGGUACUUAAGAAAAUAUUGGAUUUGUUUGAAUUGGAAUAAAAACAUUUAAUGAAGGUAAGUCUAAUAAUUUGAUGUUUUCAUUAUUAUUUAAAAAAUAACUAAAGCCCAGGCCCAUUACAGUUCGUACCAUGAUCCGGAUGAGCGUGAGGUUUAGGGGGAAAGUGUAACAGAGGCCUGCCAUAUGUAUGAUGGGCCAUAUGUAUGAUCGUAAACCUCACUCCCUGACGAUCUCAAGACCAGGGCUAGCUAUCAGUUUGAUAGCUUAAGCUUUUAGCUUGGUAGCUAACACGCUCGUCUGUCAUGUCGGCAACCCAGGUUUGAGUACCGGGCGGAACAAAAAAAGCAGGGAUUGAACCAGGAGACUAUUACUUCAAUUAAACAAAUUGAACUGGCAAGAAAAUAAACUUGAUAAUGAUGAAAAAACUAUAUAUUUUAACCACGAUAUUUAAUGUGUCUUAUAAUUACAUUCUGAUAGUAUACUUGUUGGGUAUUUCGUUAUUGUAAAUAUAACUACAAUAUGAGCUAGAUCACUUACCAUACAAAAAACCCUGGAAAAAGUAUAUUUUAGUACAAAAUAUUUAUUGGUCUAACAGGUUGGUUAAAAAAAUAAACAGUCAAUGAUAUUUACUUUACAUUUUCCUUGACUUUACACAUCAAAUAUAAUUUAAAUAAAUCAGAGAUAAUUGUUUUCAGCUUCUUUCAUGUGCGUUAUGGGUGGAGUUACACCUAAAUUAAAAUAUUUUAUUUCAUGUCAUUUCUCCACUUUUUUUUUUACCUGUUGGCCAAUAAGAACAUAUGAUUUAACAUUUAAAAAAUAAACUAAGGCAUUCAAACUUAUGCAUUUGCCCUGGCAGUAUUAAUUUCUCACUUCAGUCCAAUAAUAUUUUACUGUAUUAUUUGACCUACUCACCAUAAACACACAAUAACACAAGCUCACUUUCAGUUGGAUAAACAAAGACAAACUUUUAUGUCCACAGUUGCUUUGAAUAAUCAUAGAAUCAUCGCUGCGUUAAUCAUGACUUUUAAUGGUGAACUUAAAGGGAAACAACACUUAAAAAAAAAAGCCUAUUUUUCACAAUCCUUAUGAGAGACAAGAACACAUAUGUAUUUUUAAUUAUUUUGCAUUCUAAUUUAUAAUAUAAAUUGACUUGUUCUAGGUGUUUAGCAAUGUUACUAAUCGUAGCAAUUAAUUCUGCCUCUAAAUCUGUCUAAAAAUAUAUCCAAAAACUGCCAACAAUACUUCAUUUUCGUUCCGGAAUCUGCAUAAUGACCAAGCUGUAACGACAUUGUUAUUGUAAGAGCAAACACUUGGGUGACUCAUUAGCUGCACAAUGUGUCAUGUAUUUGCUUUUGUCAUUCCAUUGUUUAAUUGCACAUACAAAUACACUAAAUGUUGUUUGUACAUACAAAAAAUAGAAAUUCUGUUGAUACAUAUAUUUGUAUGUGUUCUUUUUUUCUAUUCUCCUUGUGACUUGUCUUAAAGAGCCGUUUUUGUUAUAAAGUGUCAUGUAAAUACUCAAAAAAUAUUUGUUAGAAUACAGUGUUUCCCACAGGACAGGCAUCUAU
Molecule: messenger RNA, 3536 nt
Organism: Nerophis lumbriciformis (worm pipefish)
Lineage: Eukaryota; Metazoa; Chordata; Actinopteri; Syngnathiformes; Syngnathidae
Biological process (GO): regulation of transcription by RNA polymerase II
Cellular component (GO): nucleus
Molecular function (GO): DNA-binding transcription factor activity, RNA polymerase II-specific
Source: RefSeq, a predicted model, not a curated record